AUGCGCCCUUUCACCCCGGGUCUCCGCCCAUUGAAUGCCCUUCUGUCGCAAGCACAGUCAUACACUACUGUUGCGCGCAUACAAUCUUCACGCUUCCUCUCAACACAAUCUUUCUCUCUAAACUCAGCUCGCCCAUCAUCUCUUCUCCCCCGCUCGCAGCGUAUCUUCCUCCAAACCCAAAUCCGAUACAACUCCCGCGCUCCUCACCCUCUCACCGAAUCACCCAAGACACCCAAGAGUCAGGCGGAGCAGGAGGCUGAAUGGGAAGCGCGGAACCAGGAGCGUCGCAAGGAUGAGGAAGCCUAUCGCAUUACAUUCACGUGUAAGCCGUGCGGUCAUCGCUCUUCCCACCGCAUGUCCAAGCAAGGCUACCAUCGUGGGACUGUGCUUAUCCAAUGUCCUGAGUGUGACUCGCGCCAUGUCAUGAGUGAUCACCUUGGUGUCUUCUUUGACAAGAAGACAACUCUGGAAGACCUUUUGAAAGAGAAAGGUCAGACAUUGACCCACGGCCACACGGAGGGCAACCUGGAAUUCUGGGAGGAUGGGUCUGUGAAGAGCUAUGACUUGGAGGGCAAGGAGAUACUGGGAGCAAGCGAUGAGGGUAAGUCGGCUUGA
Molecule: messenger RNA, 615 nt
Organism: Penicillium roqueforti
Lineage: Eukaryota; Fungi; Ascomycota; Eurotiomycetes; Eurotiales; Aspergillaceae
Product: DNL-type zinc finger protein
Exons: 1
Coding region: 1-615 (204 amino acids)
Biological process (GO): protein import into mitochondrial matrix; protein stabilization; protein folding
Cellular component (GO): mitochondrion
Molecular function (GO): protein-folding chaperone binding; zinc ion binding
Source: RefSeq, a predicted model, not a curated record